Molecule: messenger RNA, 438 nt
Organism: Anisakis simplex (herring worm)
Lineage: Eukaryota; Metazoa; Nematoda; Chromadorea; Rhabditida; Anisakidae
Source: the annotation of a GenBank genome assembly
AUGACUGGUCCCGACACGAGCCAGAUGAAUCAGACCCGAAUUCCAGUCUAUAUGACACAUUUGCCAGCUGGAACAUCGCUAGCGAAUCUCGUUCAUUGGGCACAAAUGGUGAACGCUAAGCGAGUUCAAAAAUAUGAUUUGGGAUCAGAAGAGAAAAACAUGAUGCGAUAUGGCACUCCCACACCGCCCGCUUACAAUCUGUCACUCGUAAACGCUCCGGUUUAUUUAUAUUGGAGUGAUGCUGACUGGCUGACAGAUAAACGUGAUAUACAGGAUGGUUUAUUGGCAGUGAUUCCCAAGGAAUACAUCACUGAAAAUAACGAAUUGGCCGACUUCAACCACUUUGAUUUCAUUUGGGGAACUCAUGCAGCACCACAAAUAUACAUACCAAUUAUAAACAUUAUAAAAGAUGACCAAGAUACUAUUGGACUGUUAUAA